UUCCCUCAGGUGCCCCGUGUCCUUCUCUGGCUGGUCAUGGAAAUAGCAAUCAUUGGUUCGGAUAUGCAGGAGGUCAUUGGCACAGCCAUCGCCUUCAGCCUGCUUUCUGCUAGGAGGAUUCCCCUGUGGGGUGGCGUCCUCAUCACCAUCGUGGAUACGAUGUUCUUCCUUUUCCUGGACAAUUAUGGGCUGAGGAAGUUGGAAGCUUUCUUCGGUUUCCUCAUCACCAUUAUGGCCCUCACUUUUGGUUAUGAGUACGUGGUAGUGAAGCCAGACCAAAGGGAGCUGCUCAAGGGACUCUUUCUGCCCUCCUGCUCGGGCUGUGGCCAGCCUGAGCUCCUGCAGGCAGUGGGCAUCGUAGGUGCCAUCAUCAUGCCCCACAACAUCUACUUACACUCUGCUCUAGUCAAGUCCAGAGAGAUCGAUCGUUCCCAAAGACAGGAAGUUCGAGAGGCCAACAUGUAUUUCCUGAUAGAGGCUUCCAUCGCCCUGUUCGUCUCCUUCCUCAUCAACCUGUUUGUCAUGGCGGUCUUUGGCCAGACCUUCUACCAGCAUACCAACCAGACUGUGCAUGAUGUGUGCGCCAAUGGGAGUCUCUCUUCUUACACCUCGUUCCUCAAGGACGGCCAGCUGGUGACUGCGGACAUCUACCAGGGGGGUGUGAUUCUUGGAUGCUUCUUUGGCCCUGCUGUCGUCUACAUCUGGGCUGUGGGCAUCCUGGCAGCUGGCCAGAGCUCCACCAUGACAGGCACCUAUGCCGGGCAGUUUGUGAUGGAGGGCUUCCUGAAGCUCCGCUGGUCACGUUUUGCCAGAGUCCUCUUCACUCGCUCCUUUGCCAUCCUGCCCACCAUCUUGGUGGCCAUCUUCAGGGAUGUACAAGAUCUGUCUGGCUUGAAUGACCUUUUAAACGUACUGCAGAGCCUGCUGCUCCCCUUUGCGGUGCUCCCCAUCCUCACCUUCACCAGCAUGCCCUCCAUCAUGCAGGAGUUCACCAAUGGCUUGCUCUCCAAAGUCACCACAUCCCUCAUCAUGGGGCUGGUCUGUGCCAUCAACCUCUACUUUGUGAUCAGCUACCUGCAGGGGCUCCCCCAUCCGGGGUACCACGCGCUAGUAGCCGUGCUGGCUGUCGCCUACCUCGCUCUCUUCUUCUACCUGAUGUGGACCUGCUGCAUCGCCCACGGGGCUGCCGUCCUGGCGCGCCGUUCUCACCGGCAAUUCCUCUAUGGACUUCCAGAGGAAGAAAAGAAGAAGGGCAAUCCCAGCAGCUGAGCCCUUCUGCCCAGGAGGCUGGGGAGGGCAGCGGAGAGGGGGAUCCCGCCCGCCCAAGUGCUGGAAAACUCAGCCGGAGGCCCCUCGCACCA
Molecule: messenger RNA, 1361 nt
Organism: Gracilinanus agilis (Agile Gracile Mouse Opossum)
Lineage: Eukaryota; Metazoa; Chordata; Mammalia; Didelphimorphia; Didelphidae
Gene: SLC11A1
Product: solute carrier family 11 member 1
Exons: 11
Biological process (GO): metal ion transport
Cellular component (GO): plasma membrane
Molecular function (GO): manganese ion transmembrane transporter activity; iron ion transmembrane transporter activity; cadmium ion transmembrane transporter activity
Source: RefSeq, a predicted model, not a curated record